AUGAGUUCCGAAAUCAGUGUUAAGGAAAAACUUAAAAUUCUCAAAUCAUGGUUCCGUGAAAAUCCUAAUCUACCGGAAGAAAUCGACUUAACACUAUUAAAACGUUUUCUAAAAUGCAUGAACUACGAUGUGGAAGAAACAAAAAAGCUGUUGGAACGCAACUACUUCUUGAGAAAUAAAACCCCACAGAUAUUUAUUGAUCGUAAUCCGGAAGAUGAAGUAACUAGGAAAUCAUUUUUAAAUGUAGAAAUGGUUCCAUUACCCGGGCUCACAGCGGAUAAUUACAAGGUUUUAUGUUUUCGGUUGAUAAACAAAGAUGCAAAGGCACAAAACAACAUUGAAGAGAGCAAGGCAUUUUUCAUGAUGACCGACACACGUUUUACCUUUGACGAUGUUACCGAUAACUUCAGCGUUACUCUGCCGCCGCCACCCACUGAGACUGCAAACGAGGAUGCAGAAGAUAUCGAUGAUGAUAUGUCCAAAUUGUCCAAUGGUGAAAUACACAUUGUUGAUAUUGCCAAUUAUACGUUGCGUCACAUUGCCAAUAUGUCAUUGAUGGUUAUGCGGGCCUAUAUGAAUUUCCUACAGGAAGCAUAUCCUGUACGACUAAAGGCAAUGCACAUUAUUAAUUGUCCAGCGCAAGUUAAUCAUAUGGUGAGGAUAACAAAACCAUUUAUAAGGGAGGAAGUAUUCAAUAUGACCCACUUCCACACCAAAGGCCUCGAAACGUUAUAUGAACAAGUGCCGCGUGACAUCUUGCCUUUGGACUAUGGUGGUAAUGCUCGAAGUUUAGCCGAGAUCUCAUCGGAUUGGUGGAAAAUUAUCAAUAACAAAAAGGAAUAUUUAAUGGAUCCUAGACAUUGGAAAGUUACCAAAACUGAAGAAGCACCGAGUCGUUGGAGUUUGUGGUGA
Molecule: messenger RNA, 912 nt
Organism: Musca vetustissima
Lineage: Eukaryota; Metazoa; Arthropoda; Insecta; Diptera; Muscidae
Product: alpha-tocopherol transfer protein-like
Exons: 6
Coding region: 1-912 (303 amino acids)
Cellular component (GO): membrane
Molecular function (GO): phosphatidylinositol bisphosphate binding
Source: RefSeq, a predicted model, not a curated record